GAGCUUAAAAUAAGUAAGUUUGAUUUCUCUUAAGGCAGAAAUGAUUUACAAAGACUCUAUCUCAUUCGGGUCUGUCAUAACCAAAUAUUCUCAAGAGUUGGGCGUCAAUAGAUCAGAGUAUCAUCUCCAUUAACUAGUUCGAAUGUCUUAUUCUUAAUAAGUAGAUACAUUCCUUGAACGAAGGGUAUCUUUGCAGCACUCCUGGAUGAAUUCUUAGCCUUAAAAGCUUUCAAUUCUGUGAAGUUAUGAGUACUUUUUGAAUGAGUACUCUGUAUCUAUCACAUAUAUAUCUUUAUCAGGAAAAACUUGCUAAAUUUGCUCUUAUUCGUCCGAAAUCCUUCAAGCUUCUGACACACAAUCUUAGGUGUGCUAAAUGAUUGGUAUUUCCCCAGGUCUCAAUCAUAAUAGAAAAUUAUGCAGUCUUGUACAAUUAAAGCAGGAUUCUUCUUAAGGGAUUCGAUGAUAAAAUACAUUCCUUCUUGGAAUCAAUUAAAGAUAAUCUCAUGAAUCUUUAUUCUACCACUCAAAAUUGGAAUAAUCAAUUCCCAAGAGCUGACAUUUGGAAACAUUUUUGAUAAUUCUGAAAAGAUUUUAGUAAAGCAAUUUUCUAAUUAA
Moneuplotes crassus is the source of this 615-nucleotide messenger RNA. Lineage: Eukaryota; Ciliophora; Spirotrichea; Euplotida; Euplotidae. The record is from the annotation of a GenBank genome assembly.